UACAACAACCAAAAAGAAAAAAAGAAUUAGAGUUAUUGUAAGACCCAGCUAUGCAACAAAACAAAAUCAAGUGGUGUUCCUUCGUUGCCAAAAAAUAAAAAAAAAAAUUAAAAAAAAAUAAAGGUGGUGUUCUCCCUCCGCCUCCUCUCAACCUUCGAGCAUUACUACUUAUCCAAAUGCGGAAUAUUUAAUUCCAAUAAAUCAUUAAUCAUACAACCCCAUAUACGAUUACAAUGACCAAUGUGCCCCAUUUCGACUUCUCAUACCAAUUUAACGUUUUUCCCUCCCCUGUCAAAUUGUCAAUUCUUCUUCUGCAACAAGAGAGAGAAAAAAAUCUACCACUUCCUUUAUUUUCUCUCCUCAAUCUCUCAUGAACUUCUCCAUUCUUCUACAAUUACAAUGCCUCUCUCUAACAAUAAUUCUUCAUUUUCGAGCUCAUUGACGGUGGGGGAGCGGCUGUGUGCGGUGCUACUUCCGUUCAUCGCAAUCGCUGAGGCGCUCGCUGCCGCCGUAUCUCAUUGCUUUGAAUUGGAUCCUCCUCAUCUAAAAAAUAAGAAGAAUACGAGGCAAAAUCAUACCGAUUUUUCGCUCCUUGCUGAUGAAUCUCGAUUUACGGUGAAUGAGAUUGAGGCAUUGUUUGAGUUGUUCAAAAAACUGAGUAGUUCAAUAAUUGACGACGGCCUAAUUCACAAGGAGGAACUUCAACUAGCACUUUUCAGAAGUCCGCUUGGCGAAAAUCUUUUUGUGGACCGGGUUUUUGAUCUGUUUGAUGAAAAAAAGAACGGUGUCAUUGAGUUUGAAGAAUUUAUUCACGCGUUGAGUGUAUUUCAUCCCUAUGCGCCUAUUGAAGAUAAAAUUACUUUUGCGUUUAGGCUGUAUGAUUUGAGACAAACUGGAUUUAUUGAACGUGAGGAAGUUAAGCAAAUGGUGAUAGCCAUUUUAUCGGAAUCAGGGUUGGAUUUGUCAGAUGAUCUUCUGGAGGCUAUCAUUGACAAGACUUUUGCUGAUGCCGAUGCUGACAAAGAUGGUAAAAUUUGCAAGGAAGAGUGGAAAGCUUAUGCUCUUCGUAAUCCCAGCCUCUUGAGGAACAUGACUCUUCCUUAUCUCAAGGAUGUAACCACGUGUUUUCCGAGUUUUAUUUUUAACACUGAAGUUGAAGAAUGAGUGAUAUUUCUUCACGGGAAACGAUAGACAAAGCAAAAAGAUUUUCCAGAAAACCAGGCCAUUCAAUGUGUUGCCUGAGGUGGGAAAAUUCAAUGGGUAAGUUCCCGGUGUUCGGCAGUUGGCUACUUGACUGUACACGUAUGGUUCUGAUAGUCACCAUGACAACUGACGAGAUCCCUGCUCUAUGGACCCGGGCAUUGGCGGACCUUUUAUGCGGUAGUUAAUGGAGGUAAUGAUAAUAUAUUUAUAUUAUUAUAUAUGAUUUUGGAAAGAGAGUCUCAUGUCAAUGUCCAGUCCACCCGAAAAUAUUUUUGUUCAUAAAUUUCCAUCUAUCAUUUAUUCUCACUAUUAAGGUGGUGCUUAGUUAUAAUGGAAAUUCAUGAAGAAAAUACAUGUUGAUGGAAGCCAGUGGCAUGGGAACUUCCCUUACAAAUUCACAUAUAAAUUCAUUAUCAUUACCACCGAUUAUUAUUGCAUACCAAACACCCGUUAGUGCGGGUGGGUAGCAAACUUAAACCUGUAAAUUCUUAGAUUGAAACCUGUGAAGUGUCCUGUUUUAUUGGGGUUGCCUUUAAAUAUCAGGCAAUUCUACUUGUCCAAUAUGGAAUAGGUGCUUUGCUACGAUUUGUUAGCUAGCUUCUAUACUCAUAUCAUAUUGUCAUGUACCCUCCUCAUUGUGAGUAACUGUAAUUAUUCUCGAGGGAAGUUAAUGGAAUAAAGAUGUAAACAUUUUGAUGCGAGGAAAGAUAGUUUUAAUCCCUCUA
Molecule: messenger RNA, 1928 nt
Organism: Spinacia oleracea (spinach)
Lineage: Eukaryota; Viridiplantae; Streptophyta; Magnoliopsida; Caryophyllales; Amaranthaceae
Product: calcineurin B-like protein 10
Exons: 9
Coding region: 241-1164 (307 amino acids)
Biological process (GO): calcium-mediated signaling
Molecular function (GO): calcium ion binding; kinase binding
Source: RefSeq, a predicted model, not a curated record